Messenger RNA from Spea bombifrons (plains spadefoot toad), 1076 nucleotides. Its product is annotated as T cell receptor alpha chain MC.7.G5-like. The annotation marks the transcript as partial. The record is from RefSeq and is a predicted model, not a curated record. Lineage: Eukaryota; Metazoa; Chordata; Amphibia; Anura; Pelobatidae. The transcript is spliced from 5 exons.
CUUUUUGAAGUAGGAGAUAGCACCGUGCUUACCAGUGGGUACGGUAAAUUAAUUUUUGGAAAAGGGACUCAACUUUCUGUAAUACCCAAGAUUGAAAAUACUAGGCCUUCUCUAUACCAUCUAAAAGCAGAUGAGCAAACUGAUGAAACGCCAAAGGCUGUCUGUUUGGCAACUGACUUCCCAUCUCCUGAUGGAGAAAUUACAGCACAUGUAAACACCAAAGAAAAGAAUUUGACUGGUUCGUUAAUGCUGGAUGGAUCUAAUAAACUUUGGAGAUAUGGUGCAGUUUUGUGGGAUGAAGAUGAUCUAUCAAAACAGCUUGAGUGCAAGCUACAAUACAAUAAUGACAAAAUAGAAACAGAGAAAUACACAGAUAUUGAGCCUCAUACAUGCUCGUUAAGUGAGCAGGAUUUUAUAACAGAUGAAAGGAUUAACAAAGCAUCCCUUACUGUACUCGGGCUGAGGGUCUUAACAGCCAAAGCCAUAGUAUUCAACAUGAUCAUUACCCUAAAACUCUGGUCAUUUUAAGGUUAUGAUCUCUUGAACUGCAGAAUCAAUGAUCAUGCACAAAGCUAUUUUUCAAAAAUAUAUGUUUAUUAUUAUAUACUUGAUUUCCAUUUAAUAUGUUUUUUUUUUCACUUGCAUCUACAUACAUAUGUACAUAUCUACAUAUCAUGAUAGUGCUGUACUGAUUAGUGAUCAUACUAUAUGCAUGUUAUAGAAUGCACAUGCCUGCAUUGACUACUGAUUAGAUUUAAAUCAUAUAAUUUUAUCACAUGCGUGUAUCAAUGCAUGUAUUUACCAGUUAUCUCUCUAUGCUGAAGCUAAAUAUAUUUCAGACUACAUGUCUAUCAUAAGUAUUUUAUUCUAAACAUUACAUUUCUUUUGAAAUAUUAAACUAAUGUGGUUGCUAGAGCAAGUAAUCAAGUUUAGCCAUCUUGCUGAGUUUUAUUAAAACUGUCUGUGAUGCAAUUAUUUGUAAAUGUGUGUUAAGUUUUAAAUAGAUCUUCAUUGAUGUAAUACAUUUUAGCAUGUUAAUAAACUUAUCAAAUAAACAUAAGUGAAUGAUUUGUUAA